This is a messenger RNA of Microcebus murinus (gray mouse lemur), 2196 nucleotides long. RefSeq names its product microtubule associated protein 1 light chain 3 beta (gene MAP1LC3B). Lineage: Eukaryota; Metazoa; Chordata; Mammalia; Primates; Cheirogaleidae. The record is from RefSeq and is a predicted model, not a curated record.
CGCUGCGCGCGGCCUGGGUUCCGCCACGCCCGCCAUGGCGGCGGCCCCGGCCGGCCCUGGCCCCGCCUCCCGGUGACGCGACGCGGGUCACCUGACCCGGCUGCGGGCUGAGGAGACACAAGGGAAGUCGCUGUCGCCAGAGUCGGAUCCUCCGCCGCCCCCCGGAACCUCGGGGACCCUCCGUGCCGCCAGCCAGUCCCCGCGCCAUGCCGUCGGAGAAGACCUUCAAGCAGCGCCGCACCUUCGAGCAAAGAGUAGAAGAUGUCCGACUUAUCCGAGAGCAGCAUCCUACCAAAAUCCCGGUGAUAAUAGAACGAUACAAGGGUGAGAAGCAGCUUCCUGUACUGGAUAAGACCAAGUUUCUCGUACCUGAUCACGUCAACAUGAGUGAACUCAUCAAGAUAAUUAGAAGGCGCUUACAGCUCAGCGCUAACCAAGCCUUCUUCCUGCUGGUGAACGGACACAGCAUGGUGAGCGUCUCCACGCCCAUCUCAGAGGUGUACGAGAGCGAGAAGGAUGAGGAUGGGUUCCUGUACAUGGUAUACGCCUCCCAGGAGACGUUUGGAAUGAAAUUGGCAGUGUAAGACCAGAAAAAUGCACCCAUUCUAGAACUUUUUAAACCCUUACCAAGGAAAAAAAGGGAUGUUACCAACUGAGAUUGAUCAGUUCAUCUAAUCACAGAUCAUCAAAACCGUAGUGUUCGCACCUCCUAGGGUUUUAGGAAGUUGUUUUUGUAUUUCAGACAGAAAAACUGAGCUCCAAAUGAGCACAUUCAGCUUUGGAAAACUAUAUCACUUAACUUAGGCUAUCUUGUUUUCAGAUCUUAGAAGUUUAAAAAUAAAAUACUUUGCAUUCUAAGUUGCCAACACAUAGACCUUCAAGUUAUUUUAAUGCUCUUUUUCCCCCAAUAGGAACUUGCAAUUUGAGCAAUAAUUUAAAGGCGUUCAGAGAGACACUGAGUCUUCUCUUUGGGUUCUCAGAACCUGCCACCUUUUUAUAGAAGGGUUUCUAUUCAACUGGAGAAAUCUUCCUCAGAGGAUCUUUAGGCAAAAGUUAGUCAAGCACGAUCCCCCAAAACACAUGUGCUGUAAUAGCAGGCACAAAAGCAGGUGCAUGGGGCGUGUAGGGAAACAACCCUCAACUGCUGCUCAGGGUCCCUGACUCUUAGCAGUUUACCCCAAGUCUAUGCUCUCUGGACAGUUACAGAAAAACACCACCACUCAAUAGGAACCUUGAAUAAUUUAUAAUUUUGGUCUAGUUUCUUAAGAGGCCCCAGAGAAAAAGAGUGGUAUUUCUUCUUUUGGAUCUUCUCUAAGAGCUCAAAUUAGUGCCUGCGUUGGUAGAUGAACAAGCAGUUUUACCACCGUCAUUCCUUAGGACAGUGGCAGAAACCACAGAGUAGGAAAAUUAAAAGCAUUGAAAUUCAGAUGCACUCCUACCUUUUGGCUUAAAGCUAUAGGUGAUCCAUGUUUUUUUUUAUGUUGGGUGUUUAACUAAAAUGUUAUUAAAAGGUUUUCACAUUUUAAAGAGUAGUUCAAUUAUCACUUAGGUCAAACCACCAUUCUCCCACUCUAAGUGCAUGUCAGUUGUGGAGGAAACGCAGCCAAACGAGACAUAUGCUCUUUACAAAUACUAACGCAGACUUAACCAUCUUCCACGUACAGCCUGUGAUAAACCCUACUGCUGCAUGGGGCUCACUGUUCACUGUUUUCUUGGGAGUAUCACAGAAAGAUCACAGUGGUGCCGCCUCAGACUGCACAUGUAGCAGGCCACAGCUUCCCCUUGUGUGUUCAGAUGUGUGUGGAGUACUGUAUCUGUCAGUGAGAGAUGUUUACUCUAAUGGAGGGAAAAGCACGAGUCCUCCCCUCAUCUUUGCUCAUUAAAGGGGUCCCCCACUGCAUGCACGUGUCCACUUGGCUAACUUUUAAUAUGUAUAUUUUUACAUUAUGUAAAUUCUUAACCAGCCUGUCUUUAGAUUGUACACAUUAUAUCUGACAUUCUUGUAACUACUAUGUGACCAGUAAGAUUCCUAUAAGAAAUACUGCUUUAAAAAACAAAACAAAAACAAAAUACCGCACUGGGAGUGUGUGCGUGCGUGUGUGAGACUAGUGGUUGGUCACUUUAUUUAUAGGAUCUUUAAAAAUAAGUACAUUUUUAAUGAACUAAGGUGAAUAAAGGCACAAUUAAAAACUGUCA